Messenger RNA from Kazachstania africana CBS 2517, 1083 nucleotides. Its product is annotated as KH domain-containing protein. The transcript has a single exon. Lineage: Eukaryota; Fungi; Ascomycota; Saccharomycetes; Saccharomycetales; Saccharomycetaceae. The record is from RefSeq and is a predicted model, not a curated record. The coding region runs from base 1 to 1083 and encodes 360 amino acids. Gene Ontology annotation, biological process: 3'-UTR-mediated mRNA stabilization. Gene Ontology annotation, cellular component: nucleus; cytoplasm. Gene Ontology annotation, molecular function: mRNA 3'-UTR AU-rich region binding.
AUGUCUAUCGAAGAAGAAAACAAUCAAUCUGCUUCUCCGUUUACUACCGAAUCCGUCGAAAAGACACCAGUGGACGAAACCGAAGUUGGAAGAGAAAGUUCUACUGAAAGUAACUCAAUUGAAGUCUCUAAGAACUCCCCAAUCUUAUACAGGGUCUUACUUUCUUACAAUGAAUCGGGCAAAGUCAUAGGUCAUGAGGCCAAGACUUUGAAGACAUUGAGAGAUACCAACGACAUUCAAAUCACUCUAAGUGAAAAAGUUCAAGGUUGCUCUGAUAGAGUUUUAUCUAUUGGCGGUUCCAUCGUUAAUGUCGCUAAUACUAUUAAUGAUAUUAUCAAACUUUUCGUUGAAGAUACUGAACAAACAGCUUCCAAGCAUUAUCCAUUUUCAUUUUUGAAUUCAAUGUUACCUGAACCAAAAAUCGAGGAUUUUGAAGGUUGCACCGAUGUCAAUGCCAUUCGUUCCGUCAGAUUACUUUUAUCAAACUCAAAGAUUCCAUUAGUCUUUGGCAAAAAUGGUGAUACUUUGAAAAAAUUACAGGAAGGUUAUAAAGUUAAAAUCAUCGGUUCAAAAAGAACGUUACCUGACAGUGACGAUAGAUUACUUGAAAUUCAAGGUGAAAGUCAACACAUUGCCGAUUGUAUCGUUGAAGUAGGCCAAAUUAUUUUAAACAAAAUUAGCUUUGAGCAAUUGAAUGAAAUACGAUACACACCGCAUCUUUCAAAAUCUAAAACCAACGGUUCUCAACCUAUAAGAAAUCAAAAAACUGAACAAGAUUCAGAUCUUCAAACUUUUUCUGCAACUGUCCUGGUUCCCGAACCAUUGGUCGGUGGUUUAAUCGGUGUAAAGGGUAACAGAAUUAUUAGUUUAAGAAAAUACACAAAAACCAAGAUUACCACUCUAAAGAAUGAGGAUGAAAAGACCCAUAACGAUGAGGGCGAAGAGAUGAGGAAAUUCGUCAUUACUGGUCAUAGCGUCGAUAACGUAAAGAAAGCAGAAUCAUUAUUAGUUAAGAAUUUAGAUGCUUUAACUGAAGAACGCGCUAUGGAAAAUGAAAAAAAUGGUAAGAACGUUGAAUUUUAA